AUGGAAAAUAUUCCACGACAGACAAGUUUUGGUUGUUUCUCACUUAAACUUGGAUCUAUUUUUACUGCCUUAUUAAUCAUUGUGUACUCAGUACUGGCUCUAGCACAAUGCUUAGCAGUCCUGAAUGUUCUUCCAUCACGACUAUCACCAGAGGAUACCGACGCCAUGGUAUCAUAUGGUGUUGUGAUUACUGUCACAGCAGUCCACGCCAUCACGUUGUUCAUAACUGCUGUGAUGUUAGUCGGCGUGUUGAGGGAAAAACCUCAUUUGAUUAAACCCUGGGUAGUGUGGACAUCGAUUCAAGUGACAGCUUCCCUGCUCAUAUUCGUGUUUUGGAGCACAACGAACAUCAUCAGCCAUUCUGGGGAGAGCUCCUUGAUUCUCUAUGUGGUAGAAUUUUUGUGUCUUACAAUCCGUUUCUACAUGCUUAUGUUGGUGGCCAGUUUUUACAAGCAGCUAGAAGAAGGAAGAGACGAGACGGAAAGACUUAGAAAGUUAAUUAGCCCCGAAACUUGGUACAGUUCUGCAUAA
This is a messenger RNA of Parnassius mnemosyne (clouded apollo), 531 nucleotides long. NCBI's taxonomy places the organism in Eukaryota, Metazoa, Arthropoda, Insecta, Lepidoptera, Papilionidae. The record is from the annotation of a GenBank genome assembly.